CGGCUCCCGGGCCAGCGGGGGCCCUGAAGGGUGGCCGUGACGCGGGGCCUCCCCUGGCGCAGUAGCCGAGCGCUGGGAGGGUUGCGAGGGAAGUGCGGCUCCCACCGAGCCAGUGGUAACAACAUAAACAACUUGCGCGAAGAAGUUUGAACAACAACGCGGAGCGGUUUGGUACAGCGCUAUGGGUAAUGCACAGGCGGAAGAUGAAGUAACACUCUUCGAAAGAGAUAUGAAAGAGUUUUGGAUCCAGUUUAAAAUCAGUUAUGGCACUGAACAGAACAAUCAGACUUCAGCGCUGAGAGAUUUGUGCAAGGAGACUAUAGAAGCUCUUUCAGAGAAAUGGUCCAAGAAGCUGAAAGAAGAGGACCUGAUGAUUGACAAAAUUCAGGAGUAUAACAAUGAGAUUCUCCAGCAGAGCAAAUACAUAGCAGAAAAGGAAGAGCAGUUGACAGAAAUACAGUCAAAGCUAAAUCAAGAAGAAGAACAGCAGAAGAACUUGACUGAUGGCAUCCAAGAGCUUAAAGAAGAAUUGAUGAAGAAAAUGGAAAUAAAAUCUUCUAAAAAUAAAGCUGCUGAGGAGAAAGCAGAACAAGUGAGAAAGAUUACAACAUUGUUUAAAGAACAUCUUGGAUUGGAGAUGCGUAGAAUUCACAACGAGCAACUACAGUUUAUAUUCAGACACAUUGACCACAAAGAUCCUGACAAGCCAUAUAUAUGUACCCUUUCUAUAAAUGAACAAGGCGACUAUGAAGUGACUUCCUGUACUCCUCCUCUGGACUGUAUUGCAGAAUUACAGCUCAAACUGAGAGAAACUAACAAUUUUUCUGCAUUUGUUGCCAACAUCAGAAAAGCUUUCACUGCUUUAUCGUAUAAACAGUCUGCAUGAAGCUAGUUUGUACCUCUGCACUCUUAUUUCCUUCCUGUUGGUGAAAUGGUGUAUUUAUCCAUGUCUGCCUCUUAAUUUCUAAAUAAAGAUAAUGAAAGUAG
This is a messenger RNA of Hirundo rustica (Barn swallow), 987 nucleotides long. It is a transcript of the gene SPC25, whose product is annotated as SPC25 component of NDC80 kinetochore complex. The transcript is spliced from 7 exons. Bases 182 to 886 code for a protein of 234 amino acids. The record is from RefSeq and is a predicted model, not a curated record. NCBI's taxonomy places the organism in Eukaryota, Metazoa, Chordata, Aves, Passeriformes, Hirundinidae. Gene Ontology annotation, biological process: chromosome segregation. Gene Ontology annotation, cellular component: Ndc80 complex.